Penicillium diatomitis is the source of this 324-nucleotide messenger RNA. RefSeq lists its product as uncharacterized. Bases 1 to 324 code for a protein of 107 amino acids. Lineage: Eukaryota; Fungi; Ascomycota; Eurotiomycetes; Eurotiales; Aspergillaceae. The record is from RefSeq and is a predicted model, not a curated record. The transcript has 2 exons.
AUGAAGAUGGACGAUCAGGGUAUUCUCCGUACCGUGGCAAGGCUUGACUCGAGAGCCCUUCGAGCCGAACAGGCAUACGCGAAGCUUGAGCAAGAGGUCAGGUCUCUGCAAGAGAGCCUCAGGCUGUCCAAAGAGGAUUUUGAUCAUGUUACCCGUCUUCUGGAAAUUUUCUAUGAGCUCAACCAGAGGACUGGGGCUGUUGUGGACUACUUGCUGCGGGAGCGUGCGGCGCCAGAAAAUGAAGGGGAGCCAUUGUCUAUCCAGGUUAUGCUAGGAACUAUUUUUAAAAAGCUUGGGGAGAAUGAGGAAACCGAACAAAGUUGA